AUGCCAAACUCGUCUUUUGUCGUCGGAGUUGGCAUGACGCCGUUCCUCUCCCCCAAAAAGUCUGCCAAUCUAGCAGCCAACCCGCAAUCGGAUUAUCUCGAUCUCGCUGUCGAAGCCUGCGUCAAAGCUCUACUAGACGCAGGCCUCACUUUUGACAAGGUAGAUCAAGGCAUAGGAUGCUACGUCUUUGGCGAUUCAACAUGCGCACAGCGCGUCUUUUACAGCCUCGGCAUGACGGGCAUCCCCAUUCUCAAUGUUCACAAUUACUGCAGCUCUGGCAGCACGGGUCUAUGGCUUGCGAAUCAAGCCAUCCGCUCUGGCGACGCCGAUUGUGUGCUGGUCGCUGGAUUUGACAAGAUGUAUCCGGGCGUGCUGCCACAGACACAUAAAGAUCGCACCAAUCCCCUGUCGCGUGUUCUAGACCUGUCCAAGACACAGAUUCCCGAAUCUGAGCGAGGCAAGCCGUCGCCGGGAUGGAGCCCUCAGCUUUAUGGCAAUGCCCAGGCAGAGUAUCUGCAGCGAUAUGGAGGCCCGGGUGGUGCUGAGAGGAGGGAUUUUGCACAGAUUACUGCUGUUAACAGAGAGCACGGUACUCGCAAUCCCUACUCUCAGCUGUCCAAGGCCGUUUCGGCUGAAGAUGUCUUGUCUAGCCCUGUGAUAGCGGGGGAUAUUACGCGACUGCAAUGCUGUCCUUCUUCCACCGGCGCAGCAGCAGCAGUGAUUGUCUCGGAAUCCUUCUUGGCUGCUCACCCUUAUCUCCGCAGCACCGCCGUUCAGAUCGCCGGCCAGUCUCUAGCCACUGACUCCUGCAAGCUUUAUGAAUCGAAAAGUGCGAUUGAGCUUAUAGGCUCUGACAUGACACGAAACGCUGCAAAACGCGCCUAUGAACAAGCGGGCAUCACUCCCAAGGACGUAUCAGUCAUUGAGCUGCAUGAUUGCUUCACCACGAAUGAAAUGUGCGCUCUUGAGGGUUUGGGAUUGGCCGAGGAAGGCAAAGGGUGGAAGUUGGUUCGUGAUGGUCUCAUCACUUAUAAUCCGAACAAGGGGAAAGGGUGGAUCGUGAAUCCGAGUGGAGGACUCAUCUCCAAGGGGCAUCCGCUGGGGGCCACUGGACUGGCACAAUGUGCAGAACUGGUCUGGCAUCUUCGCGGAUGGACAAAGCGUCGAUCUGUCGCCUCGACAAAGUACUGUCUGCAGCACAACAUGGGCAUGGGAGGCGCCACAGUCGUGACGAUAUACAAAAGGGUAGACGGUGAGGUAGCUCCAAGCAUUGAAGACACAAAGCCAAAGGAAGAUGGGCGCAGUCGCAUGGGCUAUAAUCCUGCUGAGGAGGCCCGAUCCAUCAGUCGUGAAGAUUGGAAGAGCGUCCUUGCUGAGGGAGAAGCAAGUUCGGCGUGGGCAGCGGCAGAGUUGCCAUGGAAUCUGAAUCCGGGAGCGUAUAGCGCCAGAGCCAAGUUGUAG
This is a messenger RNA of Trichoderma atroviride IMI 206040, 1461 nucleotides long. The record is from RefSeq and is a predicted model, not a curated record. Lineage: Eukaryota; Fungi; Ascomycota; Sordariomycetes; Hypocreales; Hypocreaceae.